CGGGCAAAACACAAACACAGGAGCUGCAAGCUGCAAGGAUUCAACGGGCACCGGGCACACACACACACACACCACCUGAUAAAACGGUCAUGGUGGCCUCCUCCAAACAUGGCUAACGCUGAACAUGAUGGUAUCGACGAAGAGCUAUUUCAGUACGCCAUUCAGCAGAGCCUCCAGGACACCUGUAGGCGGAACGGCGACGCCCACUCUAAGGGAAACAAGCCCCAAAAUGAAGACUUUCUGAAGAUAUUAUCCGCCAUUGAUCAAGGGGACGAGGAGGCUCUGGCCAGGCUGUCUGGCUGCGUCUGGGGGUUCAGGCAGAGGGACGACCAGGGGAAUCUUCCCCUGCACCGGGCAGCCUCCCAGCUCCGCCCCAGGGUCCUAGAGCUCGUCCUGCAAGGGAUGGCCUCCAGUGAGGAGAGCCUGGAGGAGCAGGCCGGCUGCGGUGGGACAGCCCUGACCCUGGCUGCACACGCCGGCCUGGGGCUCAACGUUGGCCUGCUGCUGCAGUACGGCGCAUCUCCGCACAGCACCAACAGCAGGAACGAGUCCCCGCUCGCGAUAGCGGUGAGACAGCGAUGCUACGACAUCGUGCUCUCUCUCAUCAUGGGCGGGGCGCUGGUGGAGUCCUGCACCGCCGUGCAUGAAGCUGCCAAGGUGGGCUGUCCGGCCAUCCUGAUGUUGUUGCUGAGACACGGGGGCAAGACAACGGGCACCGACGGCCACGGCGUCACGCCCAUGGGCGUGGCCGCCGAAUACGGCCACACCGAGGCCCUGGACAUACUGCUCCAGCACGGUGGCGAUGUUAAUGCUCAGGCCAGUAACGGAGACAGUGUCCUGUAUGAUGCGGCUGGAUCGGGGAACCUGGACUGCAUAGAGCUGCUCCUGCAGAACGGAGCUAACCCUAACAUAGCAAGCUAUGCCUGCCAGCUACCUAUACACAGAGCUGCUUAUGAAGGACACUUCUUAGCUCUGAGGUGCCUGGUCCCCAUCACCACAAAGAGGGCCAUCCGUCUGUCGGGUCAGAGCCCGGUGCACUCGGCGGCCGACGGGGGUCACCUCUUCUGCCUGGAGCUCCUCAUCCAGAGGGGAUUCGACGUCAACGCCCUGCUGGCCACCCACAUAUCCGAGAACUACGGGGACCUGCGGAGGAGCUCGCUGUACUUUGCCGUGUCCAACGGGGACCUGACCUGCACCGAGAUGCUGCUGAAGGCCGGGGCCCGCACCGACCUGGACUACCUGCGCUGCCUCCUGGUGGCCGUACGAGCAGAGAGGCAUGAGAUGGUGCGCCUGCUGCUGUCUCACGGCGCCGAGGUCAACUGCUACUUCCGGGUCAUCAACGACACGUCGUUCCCCACCGCCCUGCAGUAUUGCCUGAAGGACGCCGCCAUGCUGCGCCUGCUGCUCGACCACGGGUACCACGCCCACAAGUGUUUUGAGUGCAACCAUGACGACAGCGACGAAUUUGACAGCUCCUGGAUCAACGUUCAUAACCAGGCGUACGCAGCAUACCGUAAUGCCACUACUGUCACUUUCUGUGAGUUUGUGUCGGUGUCGUGGCUGGUUCACCUGGUGGGUGGUGUGGUCAGGAUGCUCCUGGACUACGUCAGCUACGUCCGCCUCUGCCCCAACCUCCAGACCAUCCUGGAGACCACGCCCGAGUGGCCAGAGAUCUGUGGCAUUCUGGAACAGCCAAGGCCUCUCCAACACCUCUGCCGAAUGGUCAUCAGAGGUCACAUGAGCCUCAGGACCCUCAACAACCCCGUUGCCAUGGCAAGCGUGCCCUUCCCCCCUCGGCUGAAGACCUACCUGACCUACACAGAGAGCACCUGACCAAUCAGCGAUCAUCAGAAUGUGUUUGUGGGUACUGAUGGUGGGGAUAUGUCAAAGGAACGAAUGACCGAAUGGAGCCUAUUAAUAGUUAGGAUUGAUAAUACAACUGCAUAACCUCCCUCUGGACAAACAAUAUAUGCCCUUCGUUCCGUAAGCCAAAGGGAAUAGAUUCUCUAAAGAUGUGACAUUCGAUGCAUCUCUUUUCAUUUUGGCCAUCUAUGAAUAUUUUGUCUCAAGCUGUGAAAAUGUGUUGCUGCAAAGUUUAGAGGCUGUUUAGCGCAGAUUCAUUUAUUUUGUUGGAUUUUAUGGGGGGGGGGGGGGGGGGAUAAUACCAAUAUCGUUCAUUGUUCUGUUGAUAAUAUCUAGAAUAAUGAUUACAAAGCUGUGAAUUUGAUAACCAUUGGAUGAAGGUGAUUCUGAUAGCACUUAUUUUUUAUUGUUAUUUUGUAAUGAAUAAAUGAUUAACAAAGGAAUAAGGAAUAAAUAUAUAAUAAAGAAACAACAUUGGUGUUUGGA
Molecule: messenger RNA, 2349 nt
Organism: Gadus macrocephalus (Pacific cod)
Lineage: Eukaryota; Metazoa; Chordata; Actinopteri; Gadiformes; Gadidae
Gene: asb15b
Product: ankyrin repeat and SOCS box containing 15b
Exons: 14
Coding region: 109-1833 (574 amino acids)
Biological process (GO): intracellular signal transduction
Molecular function (GO): protein binding
Source: RefSeq, a predicted model, not a curated record